Messenger RNA from Chionomys nivalis (European snow vole), 4120 nucleotides. RefSeq names its product G protein-coupled receptor 157 (gene Gpr157). Gene Ontology annotation, molecular function: G protein-coupled receptor activity. Gene Ontology annotation, biological process: cell surface receptor signaling pathway; adenylate cyclase-activating G protein-coupled receptor signaling pathway. Lineage: Eukaryota; Metazoa; Chordata; Mammalia; Rodentia; Cricetidae. The record is from RefSeq and is a predicted model, not a curated record. Bases 251 to 1249 code for a protein of 332 amino acids. The transcript is spliced from 4 exons. Gene Ontology annotation, cellular component: plasma membrane.
CCCGGGAGAGCUCAGCUGCCCGUGGCAGAGAGCACAGGGGUGGGGUGGACGUUGAGAGCCUUGGGCUGAGACGGCGGCGGCAGAGUCUAUAGCCUGGGCGGGGCUGGGACGCAGGCGGGACCCGUGGGCACUCGAUCCCCGGGCGUCUAGAUGCCCAGACAGAGGCGACCGCGGGCUCGGCUUGGCCUCGACCUCUCUGCACCUUUGUCCCUCUGCACCCUGGCGGUCUGCCCUGGGUCUCCAGCCGACAAUGCCAUCCCCCGCGCCUCCCACCGUGCUGCUGCCGUGGGAGCGCGCCGUGGUACUGCUGUCGUGCGUGCUGUCAGCGCUGGGCUCGGGCCUCUUGGUGGUCACGCACGCCCUGUGGCCUGACCUGCGUAGCCGGGCGCGGCGCCUGCUACUCUUCCUGUCGCUAGCGGACCUGCUCUCGGCUGCCUCGUAUUUCUACGGGGUGCUGAAGGACUUUGCGGGGCCUUCGUGGGACUGCGUGCUGCAGGGCGCGCUCUCUACUUUCGCCAACACCAGCUCCUUCUUCUGGACGGUGGCCAUCGCUCUCUACCUGUACCUCAGCAUCGUCCGAGAUGCGCGCGGGCCCAGCACGGACCAUCUGCUCUGGGCUUUUCAUCUCAUCAGCUGGGGUGUCCCGCUGGCCAUUACAGCAGCAGCUGUCUCUCUGAAGAAGAUAGGCUACGAUGCCUCCGACGUGUCCGUGGGCUGGUGCUGGGUGAACCUGGAGGCUGAGGACCGUGUCAUGUGGAUGCUCCUGACUGGGAAGCUGUGGGAGAUGCUGGCUUAUGUCUUACUGCCUCUACUGUACCUUCUGGUCAGAAAACACAUCAACAGAGCGCACCAGGCCCUCUCCGAGUACCGGCCCAUCUGUGAGGCGCGCCAGCUGCAGCGAGGCUCCGCCACCUCCAUGGCUGAUAAGAAACUGAUCCUGAUUCCACUCAUAUUCAUCUGUCUUCGCGUCUGGAGCACCGUGCGCUUCGUCCUGACCCUCUGCGGCUCCCCAGCUGUCAAGUCUCCUGUGCUGGUUGUUUUGCACGGCAUUGGGAACACUUUCCAGGGAGGGGCCAACUGCAUCAUGUUCGCCCUCUGCACCCGCGCAGUCCGCACAAGGCUCUUGUCUCUCUUCUGCUGCCGCUGCUGUCCUCAGCCCUCUACCCAGAACCCUCUUGGGGCUCCUACUCCCCCCAAGAUGAGAGAAUCUCAGGAAUCCAGACGGACUCCAGAAGUUCCCAGCACCUGAUUGGUGGACUUCUCUACUUGUUCUCACCGGUGCUGCCUUCCUGGUUCCUGCUGCUGCUCCGCCAGAUACAGGGUCGCCCACCGGAAGCCUUGAAUAGGGAAGCUCCGCCCCGUGAAGGAACGGCCCUUAGGGCAGCCUCAUCUACCUCCUAGACUCUCAGGCAGGCGUAAGCCCAAAGAUGUGGGAUGCAGGGAAGCCAGUAAUGCAGGAUCCCAUCAGGACACUGGUUCUCAGUCCUGAAGCCACCAGCACUGUUUACAGUUUGAGGGACCCAUACCUAUGGACUCCUCGGAGAGAUGCACCCCAACCCAGACAUCACAGUAUGGGGUCCAGGUUUGUCACGGUGUUGAGAUUCACAGAGAACCUGGAGAAGUUAGAGCUCAACAGCAGAGCCAUUUCCCUUAAACCAGGUCCCAAGUCCGCUACGAUCACAGGAGACGCCGUCAUUGACCCAAACCACCCAGGCACACACUCGAGGGCAUCUCACGGAUUCUCUGCUUGGCUCAUCAACCCUCAAUAUUUAUUGCAUUUGAACUUCAGCACAGGCCAGAGUCCAGAGUUCUGCCCAUGAGUCAAUCACUCAACACUCAGGUCCUUUCUGGGACCAAGACAGAAGCAGCUCGGCUCCAGUCCCUGAGAACGACAUACGGUUUCUGCCUGCUGUUUUCAUAGAACUUUUGUUCGCAGUGAUUAUUACAGGAGUGACUCAGGACGGUGUCUGGCUUGGCGCCUUGUUUAGUUAGUUUUGGUUUGCUUGUUUUGUUUUGUGGUCAGGGGGUUGGUGAAUGGUCCAAACACCAACUCCUCCCCAAAGGGGAGCCUUUGGAGAUUCAGCCUUGGGCUGGGAUGUAGCUCACUGUGCUUCCAGGUUGGUCCCUGUACCAAAACUAUUUAAAAAGUUUUUUUCUUGGUAGUUAUUUAUGGGAUAUAGAAAGAGGAUUUUGAGGUGAUUACAUUUUAUUUAAUUUAUUUGAGAUAGGGUCUCAUUAUUAUAGCCCUGGCUGGUCUGGAACUUGCUGUGUAGACCAAGCUGGCCUCGAACUCACAGAGAUCCACUUGCCUCUGCCUCCCGAUAAUUACAUUUUUUUAAAAAAGAUUUUGUUUUGUGUUGUGCUUCCUGUACUAGGGCCUUGCUCUGCCACUGGGUUCUACCCCAAGCCUUCCUUUUGUUCCUUUUGUUCUUUUGUUUUGAGCAGGGUCUCACUAAGUUGCCUCGACUGGCCAUGAACUUUCUGUCAGCCAGGCUAGACUUGAACUUGCGUUUUCCCUACCUCAACCUCCCAGGAAGCUAGUACUAAAGCCUUGGGGCAGCGUGCCCAACCAAAGAAGGGCGUAAGAGAGCUGUGUUUCUGCUUCCACUCGGCGGCUCUUCUAGCAAGCCUUCCCUCAUUUCAGAGAGCUAGGUACUCCGCGUCUCAGGCCCGCCACCUUGCAGGCAAGUGGAAGAAAUGUUCUGCUAUGCCUGUAGACAGUGCCCUUGGGUUCUGUCCGUACCCCACAAAGCAGAGCGGAUUCGCAGAGCCUGGUAAAGGGGCUGAGGAUGAGGAGGACAGAGCCACACUGGGCCGUCGAUUCCCAUUUUGUUCUCAAACAACGUCUCUCUCAGAAAAGGACUCGUCAGAGGACUGUGUCCAUAUGCUCCUUUUCUGAUUUCCUUGGGAAGUGUUUCUUUAGGAAAAUCUACACGAGGUGGGUUCCCUCAUGGGCAUCAAAGAAAGCUCCUCAGCCGGGGGCUGUCUGUUUACAGAAACAGCCUAUGUCAGGCAAAGGGCGUGCUGAGGUCCUAAGACAUUACUGCCGAUUGUACGUUGUCAGCAUGCUGCCAGUAAUGAUCUCCCGGCUUCUAAAAUGGAACGGAAAUUCUAGGAACUUGUUUCCUGCAGAGGAGAAAAUGAUCUACAGAAUACCACAGAGGAAAUGAUGUGGGAACAAACCCAGCUGGGCAGGGCUUUGGGGAGCCCUGGCUGUUGGAGAUCCAGGAGCCUGGGGCUCACUCGAGCUCUCUCUGAUGACUGAUGCCAUCGGCCAGGAUUGCUGUCUGUAAAUCCCUCCGCAAAAUAAACACUUUGGCUCUUUCCACCUGUUUCCCACACUGCCCUGCUGCUGCAGGGGAAUGGCGGCGACCCAAGGCUUGGUACCUUGCCUCUAGCCCUGUGAGCACACAGGCUGAUCUCAACCUUAGCUCUUCUCAGAGCUGGUGACCAAAUGGUUUCAGAACUGAAGACAAAAGGAAGGUGAGCCUUCAGUGAGCCCCAGGAGGAGGCCCUAGAGGCUGCCAGCUCCCAUUACGCCUCGUUCAGCCUGGUGGCUUUUUAUCUCUCUUAGCAUUACUCGUAUUAUCUCCCCGUGCCCCCUCGGUCACCGAAAUGUGACCUCAGCCUUAACGGGAGCUACAGCCUUUGCUCCCCCUUCUUCAGCACUUUGUGGUUCUUGUUCUCCCAGUCAGUUGUCAGCUGCUUCCUGCCUCUGUCCGUCUGGACACACACACACACACACACACACAGACACACAUUAGUUUUGGAGAUACCAGGGGAUUAAACCUAGGCCCUUGUGCAAACUAGACAAGUGUCUAGCAUUUAGCUAUUCCCUCAGUCCUUUUAUUUUCUAUAUUUUGAAGCAAGGGAUUCUCACUAGUUGUCCAGUUGUCCAGGAAGGCCUUGAACUUGAGAUUCUCCCGUCUCAGUUUCACGGUUUCUGGAAUUACAGACCCGUGCCUUGGUUUCCCAGCUGCGCAGACCAGAAUAAUCACACAGAAAAGCCAGGAAAUGAAUGAGCAGUCUGUUUACACAGGCCUCUGCCAUCAAACUCAUCCAACUUUCAGAGCCUGGGUUUGUUCUUUCUGUCUCUCUCUUAAAAGAAUAAAAGAAACCC